This is a messenger RNA of Prorocentrum cordatum, 661 nucleotides long. Lineage: Eukaryota; Dinophyceae; Prorocentrales; Prorocentraceae. The record is from the annotation of a GenBank genome assembly.
UGCCAGCCCCCUUUUGGGGCGAGCCUCGCCGGCGCGCAGAGCCAUGGCCGCCCAGCCGCCGGGCGGCGACAUGGACAGCCCGCACUUGGACCCCGCGGCGAACUUUUCCUACAUUCGCCUGGUCAGCGCAGAUGGCCACCACUUCUACUUGGACCGCCGGAUCGCUUACGAGUGCGACUUCUUCCGGAAGAUGGUGGAGCAGGAUGGUUUCAAGGAGGGACAGACCAACGAAAUCAAACUUCCCACCAUCACUGGCAAGCUCCUCGAGAAGGUCAUCGAGUACCUGUACUACAAGUACAAGUACACAGACUCCAAGGUAGCGAUCCCGGAAUUCCCCAUCGACGACGACGUCGUGCUGGAGUUGCUGCUCGUCGCGAACUUCCUGAACCUUUACUGAUCUAGGAUUCCCAGCAAGGGCUCCCACGAGGGCGCGAAGUUAUUCGCGCUUCGCGGUCCUCGUUCCUUCUCCCCCUCCUCCUCGUCCUCCUUUUCUCCCUUUGGGGGGGCGGCGCGAGGGCGCGAAGUUAUUCGCGCUUCGCGGAGCGCGAAGCGCGAAGUUGGGAGCCCUGAGGCCUCCAGCUGAGGGGGCGCCGCGAGCGCGGGACCCUGGCCCGCUCGCCCGGCGGCGGCGGCGCGCCCCAAAAAGGGUGCCGGGGAGGCA